AUGCUGUCCGCUUUCACAGCCCGACCGAUUAUCGAGCUGAAGCCACGCGACAAGUCCAAGAUCGAAUCCAUCCUCGCCUACGGUAAUAGAGUACUUGUUGGCCUAAACACCGGCUCUCUACGCAUUUACCGUGUCAACGAGACUACCGAAGACGACGAGCAACCCGCGCAGAACGGCGAGCAGAACGGCAGCGACCAGCCCGAGUCGCAGGCACCCAAGGUCAAGCCCGUAGAUCUCCUGCGCGAAGAAGACAAGUUCUCGCGACGCCCGGUACAGCAGCUGGCUAUCAUCAAGGAGGCAAACAUCCUCCUGUCGCUGUCAGACAAUCAUGUCUCGGUUUACGAUCUGCAGACGUAUGCGUUACAGGAGAAGCUAGAGCGGACACGGGGCGCCACAACCUUCGCCGUGACAAGCAACAUCGUCAAAGAUCCUGGCACGGGCAUUCCGACCAUCGUGAGCAGGCUGGCAGUCGCCGUCAAGCGGAAGAUCAUACUAUGGACGUGGCAGGACAUGGAAUUGAGCGGUGAUGCCGAGAUCACCCUUGUUGCUUCGGUCAAGAGCCUGACGUGGGCAACGGGUACCAAGAUUGUCGCUGGUAUGGAUCCUGGUUUUGUCAUGGUCAAUGUCGAGAGCCAGGAAAUUCAGGACAUCGUUAAGCCGGGUCCGUUGGGCGAAGCUGGUGGUCAGGGCGGGACCAGAUUUGGCGCUGUGUCUUCAUCCGGCAUGGGUUAUAUGGGUAUGGGAAGCUGGGUGCCGAAGCCAUUGGCAACACGGCUGCAAGAGGGCGAGAUGCUACUGUCCAAGGAUGUAAACAGCUUAUUCAUCGACACCGACGGGAAUGCCCUCGAUAAGCGACAAGUACCAUGGCCAUCGGCGCCCGAGUGCCUUGCAUACUCGUACCCGUACAUGCUAUCGCUACAGCCACCCGCAAAAGGAGGACUGGAAAUCAGGAAUCCGGAUACGCUCAACCUUCUGCAAACCAUCGCCCUGCCGAACGCGAACUUUCUCCACGUCCCGCAACCAAACAUCAGCUUAGCACAUGCCGGCAAAGGCUUCCUUGUAGGGAGUGAUCGGUGCAUCUGGAGAAUGGGUGCGCAGAGCUACGAAUCACAGAUUGACGAGCUUGUUGCCAAUGGUCGGUUCGAUGAGGCCCUGAGUCUUCUCAAUAUGUUGGAGGAUACACUUCUUCUCGACAAGGAAGAGAGAAUAAGGGAGAUUAUGAUUCUCAAGGCACAGGCUUUGUUCGAGCUACGCAAGUUUCGCGAGGCCAUGGAUCUUUUCACGGAUGCCAAAGCGCCACCCGAACGUGUUAUCGCGCUGUAUCCCAAGUCCAUCGCGGGCAACUACUCCUCAGUGGAGAGCGUAAAGGACGAUGAGAGUGUGGCCGAUGAAGAGGAGGCAACGAACGGAGACAAGGCUCCCGCCGAAAGCAAGGAACUGCCUUCCACGGCAGGCAACACCAUUGGGCGUUCGAUGAUGGGCAGAUUGGUCGGCCAUAAAAAGGUGGACUCCGAUACCGCGUCUAUUCGAUCGUCAUUGAAGGACUCGAGAGAAGAUACCGCCGACGCCGCCAGUAUUAAAGGGAAGACCUCGGAAACCAUUCUACCGGAUAAGAACCUAGAAGGUAAGGACUUGAGGCUCGCGGUGCGUGCUUUGCAAGUGUAUCUGGCACAGUGUCGGGUGCAAAUUAAGCGCUACAUCGACAUCGACGGCACAUUGAAAGAGCCAUUACCUGAGCAAAGUGAUAGCCAAGCGGAAGAGUACAAGCCACCAUUUCACUACUUCAUAAAGACGACAGCAUCGCUAGGGCAUGUUGAUUGGGCUACGGAGCUUUUGAAAGCAGCUCAGCUCGUCGACACCACCCUCUUCCGUGCGUACAUGUUAGCAAGCCCAGGCCUAGCCGGUCCACUAUUUCGUCUUCCCAACUUCUGCGAACCAGAUGUUGUUCAAGAGAGGCUCUACGAGACUGGUCGGUAUGCCGACCUGAUCGACUUCCUACACGGCAAGAAAAUGCACCGUCAGGCACUAGAGCUCCUCGAAAAGUUCGGAAAGAACGAAGCAGAAGACGAGGUUUCGUCCGCGCUUCAGGGUCCUCAACGAACAGUCGGUUACUUGCAGCAGCUACCACCGGAGAUGAUAGAUCUCAUCCUCGAGUUCGCGGAAUGGCCGCUGCGAACGGAUACUAAGCUCGGCAUGGAAGUAUUUCUUGCUGACACGGAAAACGCUGAAACAUUGCCUCGCCACAAGGUGGUUGAAUUCCUCGAAAAGAUUGACUCGAAGCUUGCUGUGGAGUACUUGGAACACAUCAUCGAGGAAUUGAACGAUCUCACACCUGAAUUCCAUCAAAAGCUGGUCGAUCUGUUCCUCGAGAGGCUUAGGGCUCAUGAAUUCGAAGAUGACGAAGGGAAACAAAGAUGGAGGUACCGAUUGCAGACAUUCCUCAAGACCAGCACGAAUUACAACACUAUGCGCGUGUUUAGGCAGCUGCCAUCGGACGAGGCGGACUACUACGAGGCGAGGGCCGUAGUCCUCAGCAAGAUGGGCAACCACAAGCAAGCUUUGCAGAUCUACGUCUUCGACAUGAAAGACUACCAAAAGGCUGAAGAGUAA
Messenger RNA from Didymosphaeria variabile, 2610 nucleotides. RefSeq names its product Vacuolar morphogenesis protein 6 (gene VAM6). The record is from RefSeq and is a predicted model, not a curated record. The transcript is spliced from 2 exons. NCBI's taxonomy places the organism in Eukaryota, Fungi, Ascomycota, Dothideomycetes, Pleosporales, Didymosphaeriaceae. Gene Ontology annotation, cellular component: cytoplasm; fungal-type vacuole membrane. Gene Ontology annotation, biological process: intracellular protein transport; endosomal vesicle fusion; autophagy. Bases 1 to 2610 code for a protein of 869 amino acids. Gene Ontology annotation, molecular function: protein binding.